Molecule: messenger RNA, 765 nt
Organism: Rubroshorea leprosula
Lineage: Eukaryota; Viridiplantae; Streptophyta; Magnoliopsida; Malvales; Dipterocarpaceae
Source: the annotation of a GenBank genome assembly
CGUUCAUUCUUCAAAGUUCACGUAAAAUCUCUAGGUUUUACAUAGUUUUGUCAUUAUGAUACAAGGAUUCACACUGUAAAACUUUCUUGUUAGGGGUUUUCCUUUGCAUUUUAAUGGGUUCUUCUAUGUUCACUGUGAUCUGCAUACUCCAUUCACUCAUAGCAGUAACAUGUGGCUCCUUGAUAAUGUUCUACCUCAAGGAGAUCUCUGUAUUCGGCCAUGGGGUCGAAACGGCUCAAAAACUUUCGGGCUCGACUCCUCACGACCAACUCUUGAUCCAAACAUCCAAUUCUUUUGCUGGGUUGCUUCUGUUUGUAGUUGGGUUCUUGUUGUUCCUGGUGGCAUUUGUUGAGGACAAGGAGUUUCAGAGCUUUUUUGCCAAGGGAUGUGUGCUUCUUCACAUUUCAAUGGCCCUUUGGAGGGUCAAGUUUGAAAGAAGGCUUGAGGAUUUGGCUUGGGAUUGGCCAAGGCAAGCAGUCGGGGAUUUUGUGCUAGCACUUUCUUGGGUCUUCUUUUUGGUGUACACUUGGAGGGAAAAGUAUGAUUAAUUCAAGAAAGUAAAUAGAUUUCAUUCUUUUUAUUUGUUUCUUAUUAUUUCUUCUAUAUAUUUUCAUUUUGGACUUGGAACACCUCUUUUAACUGUUCUUAGUUUAAUUGGUACACAAAUUCAUUCUCCUAUUUAUCAAUUGAUAUUCGAUUUUUCGAAAUAGAUUAUCAAAAGAUUGUGCCUUCUGAAUUUCUAAGCAAUAACAGAAAUUAUUCUUU